Dentiscutata heterogama is the source of this 501-nucleotide messenger RNA. Lineage: Eukaryota; Fungi; Glomeromycota; Glomeromycetes; Diversisporales; Gigasporaceae. The record is from the annotation of a GenBank genome assembly.
AUGGAUGAUAAUAAUAUAAUCAGAUUUAAAGAUUUACUUGACGACAUGGAUAAAGAAGAUUAUAAUUAUAUAUACUCAGGAUUAUAUCAGAUAAUUGAAACCAAGUUAAUAAAAUCUGAUCGUUUUAGUGAUUUUUCAGAAAAGAAAUAUUAUCUUUAUUUAUUACAAAUAAAAAAAAUAUCUGAAAAGAAAAGUGGUCGGUUGACUUACGAAGAAAGAGAAGAAAUUGAUGAGUUGGUUGAAAAAUAUGAAGAGAAUAAUAAAAUAAGACAUUGUAGAAAGGCUAAUAAUAAUUUAAGAAAUAUAUAUUUAAAUUUAUCACAUAUAUCUGAGACAAUUAAAAAUAAAGAAAGGGAUAUUUUUAAAAAGGUGAAUAAACGAUGGAGUCAAAUUAUCGAAGAAAGUAAAUAUCAAGAAUUAAAAAUUCCAGAAUCGUUAAGAGAUGAUAUACCAUAUAAAACACUUGAUAGGGAAACAUUUUUAAAAUUAGCAAAUUAUUAA